AUGCCCAAACAACGAUCUUCAAAACUAUCAUUCGACUCCGGUCCACCCAUCCCCUUCGGUGGAUAUGCGUUCAACGCACCUUCAGCUAAUGCUUCAUCUAAAGAUCGACCAAUCAACAAUGGUUCGACAUUCCUAGCUAGAAACAAGACUGAACGAGGUAGAUUACAAGGAUUGGUUCAUACGAUGAGUAAUCUGGGUGAUAAUGCAAAUCCUAUCACGAAAACUUCAGGUUGGACGGAGAAGAUGAAAGUAUGGAUGGUCAAUGAAGGUGGUAGAAGGAUCUUCUUUCUCCUUUGGAUAUUCCUUCACAUAAUGGCAUUUGCAUUUGCCUUGGUACACUAUCAAUUGAAAGAUAAUUUCGUCACUGCUAGAUCAAGUUUCAAUUGGACUUUCUCCGGUGCUAGAGGUGCCGCUCAAGUAUUACAUAUCGAUAUCAUCUUCAUUCUCUUUCCUGUCUGUCGUAACUUCAUAUCACUACUUCGACGAACACCGCUCAACGAUGUUAUACCUUUUGACAAGAACAUCACGUUCCAUAAGCAAGUCGCUUGGAUGAUCGUUCUGUUCUCCUUGAUUCAUACAAUAGCUCAUAUGAGGAACUUUGCACUGUUGGCAAUAGUAACCAAUACGGGUAUUGUCGGUUUCCUCGAGUUCAACUUUAUCACUGGACCUGGCGCAACAGGAUGGAUCAUGUGGGUAGCUCUAGGUGUGAUGGUAUGGUUUGCCAUGGAGAAGAGAAGAAGAGCGCAUUUCGAGAGAUUCUGGUAUUCUCAUCAUUUAUUCAUCGUGUUCUUCGUUGGGUGGCAAUUACAUGGAAUGUUCUGUAUGAUCCAGCCUGAUCGACCACCGUUCUGUUCUGCCGGUACAAUUGGUGUAUUCUGGAAAUAUUGGUUACCUGGUGGACUGGUCUGGAUAUCAGAACGUAUCUUGCGUGAAGUUAGGGCUCGGCACGUCACGUACAUCUCCAAGGUCAUCCAGCAUCCUUCCAAGGUGCUGGAGGUUCAAAUCAAGAAAGAAAAUACUACUAGAAGAGCAGGACAAUAUAUCUUCAUCAAUUGUCCCGAGAUAUCAUACUGGCAAUACCACCCUUUUACGCUUACCUCUGCCCCCGAAGAAGACUAUAUUUCAGUACAUAUAAGAUGUGUAGGAGACUGGACCACCGCAUUUGCGAAAGCCUUAGGAGCCAACUUCGAUGCUAAGACUACUAAGGAGGAGGAAGCAAAGGGCGGUAAAGUCGUUACUGCCCCAACGAACAAGGUAUUACCACGAGUGAUGGUAGAUGGUCCGUUCGGAUCAGCAAGUGAAGAUUUCACGAAAUACGAGACUAUCUUACUUGUAGGCGCUGGUAUUGGUGUCACUCCUUUUGCAUCGAUCCUGAAAUCUAUCUGGUACCGAAUGAACAAUUUCGGCAAAGAGAAGAAAACGAGAUUAUCAAAGGUUUAUUUCGUAUGGGUGAUCAGAGAUUUCGGUUCUGCUGAAUGGUUUCACAGUUUGUUACAAGCCGUUGAAGCUGAGGAUAGAGAAGGUAGAAUCGAGAUUCAUAUUUACCUUACAGCCAAGAUCGACGAGGACAAGAUGCAGAACCUCCUGAUCCAAGAUGUCGGAGCUGAUAAAGAUACGAUUACGAAUCUACGUGCACCGACGCACUUCGGUAGACCAAACUGGGACAAAGUGUUCGAAUCCAUUGCGAACAAACAUCCCGAUACGGAUUGCGGGGUAUUCUUCUGUGGUCCGGCGGUAUUAUCUAGGACGUUACAUCAGAUGAGUAAUAAGUAUACCUCCCCGAUGGGAUGCAGGUUCUUCUUCGGUAAGGAGAAUUUCUAA
Molecule: messenger RNA, 1821 nt
Organism: Kwoniella botswanensis
Lineage: Eukaryota; Fungi; Basidiomycota; Tremellomycetes; Tremellales; Cryptococcaceae
Exons: 22
Coding region: 1-1821 (606 amino acids)
Biological process (GO): defense response; superoxide anion generation
Cellular component (GO): NADPH oxidase complex; plasma membrane
Molecular function (GO): superoxide-generating NAD(P)H oxidase activity
Source: RefSeq, a predicted model, not a curated record